This is a messenger RNA of Actinia tenebrosa (Australian red waratah sea anemone), 2784 nucleotides long. RefSeq names its product protein PHTF2. Lineage: Eukaryota; Metazoa; Cnidaria; Anthozoa; Actiniaria; Actiniidae. Gene Ontology annotation, cellular component: endoplasmic reticulum. The record is from RefSeq and is a predicted model, not a curated record.
AAUAGCCGAAGAUAACACGAGACCUUUCUUCUUCGAUGCCGAAAAAACUGUUCUUAUUUCCACCGUCCAAUACACUUGGUUUACUCUCACACUAUAAUCUCAACUUGUUCUUGUUUCUCAACGAUUAUCUUAGUCCUUUUAUGCUGAAUACAGCGAUCCAAAACUGUUUUUAUUUAGUCGUUGUUGCGUUGAAAGCCGGUGACUUGAGUUGUCGAUAGAGAUCUGAUCUUGGAUUAUCCUCUUUCUUCCUUGUUUAUGGACUUGGACAGAAAUCUUUCCUGGUUUCAUCGUAAGCUUGGAAGAUAUGACAAGGCUCUAUGGGAAAGAACCUUUGAAGAACAAGAACAAGAACAGAGCUCUGUUAUCAUAACAAAGAAACCAGGAAAUCUGAGACCAGAGCUUAUUGAUGUUGAUUUAGUUGUUGGAUCAACAUUUCACAAAGCCAAACCAGUGCACACAUGGCUUGCUGUUGCCAAGAAAGGUCUUCUUAGAGUUAUAUUUUAUCCUUAUUAUCACUCCUGGUGGAGGCAGCAAACAUCUCCAAAAAUAUGGCUACUUUUCCUGUUUCUCUAUUUCUUUGAGAUCUUGGCUCUAGUUAUUUAUUUUUUCAGUAGUUCUGACAGUAUUAAGAUUGUAUCAUGGACAGAAGUCUAUGGACCAGCAUUGAUAAUGGUCCUAUUAGGAACUCUUCAUUUUCACAUGGUGUCCACUGAUCAUGCUGAAAACAUCAGACGAAGUAGAAAAACAAAACAAAUUAAAAAACGUCGUGUAAGCCGGCCAAAACGAAUGUCUGAUAAAAGUGGUUCACCUCAAGCCAAUGGUAAAGAUGUAAGCAAUGGGUUACCUGUUUAUGAGCACAAGAGUGAAGAAGUGCCUAACAAUAUAAGAAAAAGAAAGGUGGCUCCAAAAGGAAGUGAAGAAGCACAAGGUACGACACAGCCUCCAAAUGAUGGAAUAAAGUUUUGUGAUUUUGGCUCAGUGGAAUCCAAGGAGCAAGAGCAUUCAGAGGAUGAUGCCAGCGAGAGCAGUGAUUCUACUGCAGCAUCGACAAGUGACAGUGAUGUGAGUGAUACAGUGGAGAUGGAAAGUAUUAAUGAAGAAGAUCCCUUUGCCUGCGUCAAGAAAAUAGACCAAAUUGGAGAUGAGACUACCCCAAACCUACCUACUGCUGAAAUAGUGAUGGUUUCUGUUUGGGAAGGAGAGCAGUGUAAGAAGGCACACAUGACCUUGAUGGAAAUCAGUGCUGCUAUUGUAAAUAAAGUGGACAUGCACAAGGGUAAUAAUGGCUACAUACACUUCAGUUGUUUUGUUUCUAUUCUACUUGGCAUUGUACCACUGUUAUUCAGGAUCUAUGAAAUGAAGGCCUUUUCAUCAUACACCUCUGAGGAACUGUUCAGUGCACUGUUUGGCUACACUAUCUGGUCAAGGAUUGUAGUGGUGGUUGGUAUUUUAGAGAGAAUCGUUCUGUGCUUUUCAUUUCUAUUUCUUCUGUGUGUAGCAGAACGCUCCUACAGAGAGCGCUGCUUAUAUGCCAAGUUGUUUGGCUGGCUAACCUCAUCUCGUAAAGCAAGGAGAGCUGGACUCCCACACUUCAGGCUACACAAAGUGCGCAAUAUUAAAACAUGGCUGUCACUAAGAGCACUACUAAAGCGCCGUGGCCCCCAGAGAUCGGUAGAUAUGAUCGUAUCUUCGUCUUUCCUGCUUGGGAUUGCAUUAGUGAUAGUCAUGUGUGCUCAGCUUUUAAAAGGCACUGAAAAGGAACGGUUUCCAUCUUUAAUGUUCAACUGGGAAGUUUCUGUCUGGGGACUGGUCCUUUCCAUCUAUGUGCUGAGGUUCAUGACUCUUGGUUCUAAAAUCAAUCACAAAUACAGGAAUACUUCAGUUGUCUUGACUGAACAGAUAAAUCUUUACCUACAAAUGGAGAGAUCUCCUCACAAGAAAGAUGAGCUGAUGAUUGCACACCAUGUAUUGAAACUUGCUGCUAAAUUAUUAAAGGAAAUCGAGAGUCCCUUCAAGUUAUCAGGGUUAUCUAUGAACCCUCUUCUGUAUAACAUUACCAGAGUGGUGGUAUUGUCUUUGUUUUCUGGUGUCAUGUCUGAUCUGCUAGGAUUCAGAUUAAAGGUGUGGAAAAUCAGAGCUUGAAAACUUGUUUAUAAUGCAAGCCUUAUCAUAGUUAAUAUAUAUUAGAUAUAUUAUUAUUCCCCUUAUAGAAAUGAAGGAUUAUUACGAAAUGUUUACUAGGAUAAAUCACAAGAGAAAUAUUUGACAGUGAUUCGAUUUAAGGAUCUUUGAGGCAAAAUCUAAUGCGUAGUUCCAGAAUAUAUCCAUAUCCCUACCACGAAAAGAUUUUGGUAAGACGUGGAAAGGGGUUGACGCAGGCCACUGAAAGUGCUGACGUUUCACAUACACACACACCCUUAGUUCUCAUCAGUCGCAGCUUGUACCAUUCACUUUUCUGGCUAACCAACUCUCUUGAAAUAAGUUUAUUUGGCCGGUCGGUAUUACUGAUAAAAGCAUCGAAUCAUUGCCUUGAGUUGAGUUGACUAGGAGCAGAAGAAAUGAUCCUCUCUAUAUUUUAUGGAAAACUAUUUAUAGACAUUAUUAUAUUAUUAUAACUAUUGAAAAUAUUUUCACCAUCAUGCAUAGCUAUAGAAUAUAGCGUUCAUAUGUGAUGCACGAUAUCGUAUUCAUAGUAGAGGCUUUGCACCAUCACGUGAUGGCAGCCAUGACAGGAGGCACAAUUGUAGAAUCUUUUUUUUCCCUGGGAAACUGAAUUCUUUUCUC